This is a messenger RNA of Lymnaea stagnalis (great pond snail), 5617 nucleotides long. The record is from the annotation of a GenBank genome assembly. Lineage: Eukaryota; Metazoa; Mollusca; Gastropoda; Lymnaeidae.
ACCCUUUCUUAUUCGACCUAAGGCUAAGGCACAGCUGUGCAUUCACUGCAGUUGGCCAAGAGCUAGAAGCACCUUAACCAGUUCGUUGUUGCUAUUCCAACAUUUAUUGGACGAUCCAAACAUUCAUUAACUUUAUUCGUAAGUUAGCAUCUUUCAUUCUUACUCUUGAAUUGUUUCUCUAUAUCGGUGUAUCUUAUUCGUUUGGUUUGUUUCAGACAACUUUUUCCAAGUUGGCUCGAAAAAGUUAAGUAACUUUAUUUUUUUUUCAUGGAAAUGAGACGGCAAAAUCUAUUGGGCAGUGCAUCUGUCAACACCUUAAAUAGGCCUAAUGAUAACCAGGGCGCGCCCCCCCCCUCGCCCAACGUAAGGUAAAUUGACGCCAGUUAUGGCGCACCAAAUAGUGUACGUUAGGUCCCAGCGUAAAUCAUCUAUAAGUUACAAUUAAUUACAAUAAAUUAAAGGAAAGUAAUUUACUUGUAAGUUUUUUUUAAAAAUAACAUGUGCAUCUUCAAUCGCUACUUUUAUACAAUACUAGCCAAAGUACCCGGCGUCGCCCGGGAUUGCAUUAGGACCCCAAUCCCUGCGAAGGUCCGUUUCCCGAUGGGACCCCGUUCCCCGGUGGGAUCGCGUAACCGAUGGGUUCAAGUUUACUGUUUGAUCUCGUUCCCCAUUAGGACCCUGUUCCUCUAUGGGAUCUUGCUCAGUGCGAUUUUGUUCAAAUAAGCUUUUAGAUCUUCCCCGUAGAACAAUAUAGAAAAUUCUAGAGCAAUCGAGAGUAAAUUUAAUGUUCUCUAUGACAUGUGUAAAAAAUUACUUUUUUACUUAAUUAUUUCUCGAAUGCAAAAUAUUAUACAACGUCAUUGUACUACUAUAACUAUAGUUCAUUUUAAUUGAAAUAUGAGCACCGAUGGGGGCCCAUUUAAUAAAAUACCUUCUGAGAUGGGUGACCCUAUAAAAAUCAUUCAGAUAAAUUAUAGAGUUAAAAUUUAAAAUUUGUCCCAUUAAACUCGGUUUAAAAAUGCCCUAGAUAUAGCUUGUUUAAAGCUAUGGAACUUUCUUGAAAAUUCUAGAUCGGCCCUGAAUGGAUUGGAUAUUGUUAGUUUUAAAUCAACCGAUAUUUUAAUACGGACUAAGAACGGUAUUGCUACAAAGCUAGGCCUAGAUCUUCAUUUUCACACAGAACCUAGUAUUGAUAUUUAUAUAGCUAAUAUAAUGAAAAAUGAUAUCGCCCCCACCCCCCCCGCCCCAGAGGGAUGGAUAUUAUCAGGUCAGUACCCUUCGGUAUUUGAAUAUGGAUAAUCAAGUGUAUGUGUAAUAAGUUAGGUAAAGAUCCAUCUAUUCAUGUAGGUGUUUUUGGCCUAUUGAUAUUUAAUAUAGCUUAUAUAAGAAAAAAUUAAAUGGGGCCCCUGGCCCCACAGGGAUGGAUAUUAUGAGUUCAGUACCCUUCGGUAUUUUGGGUAUGGAUAAUUAAGUUUAUGUGACAUAAGUUUGGUCAAGAUCCAUCUAUUCAUGUAGGAGUAUUUGUCGAUCAUUUUUGUUAUAUAGCUCAAAUAGGAAAAAACGACAUUUUGGGCCCCCGGCCCAAAACAUAAUGUAAUAUAAAGUUCAUAACCCCUUAAGAGUUCCUUCCCAAAAAUGAUGGAUAUAUGUGCCAAGUUUGAUCAAGAUCCAUCAUUCCAUGUAAAAACGCAUGUGGAAAAAAUCCAGCCACACAAAAAAAUUCACCUUUAUAUAUAUAUAUAUAUAUAUAUAUAUGAUUUAUGACUGGCAAAUAUUUAUACUAAUAACAAUAUUUGAGAGUAUAAUGACAUUAUACAAUUAAUAAUCUAAAAUAAGAGUCAACAAAAACAAUGCUUUUUUUGUUUGUUAAAGAAACAAUUUUAUUUUAUUUUGAUUUGUAAAAAAAAUUGCACAGUCCGUUCACCUUAUUAAACUGUAUGGUACGGGGGGGGGGGGGGGGGGUUUGGGGGGGUGUGUGGGUUUUAAAAAAAUUUUNGUUGCAUUAUUUUCGAAUACUUCAUUGUUUAAGGACGUCAUUAAUGUUGUGUCCGUCCGUCCGCCCCCCCCACCGUGGGGGGGGGGGGGGGGAAUGUUUGUGGUUUUGAAUUGUUUGUAUGAAGACAUGUCAUAGAUACGAGACGGAAGGCUCGACACUCUAAGACUCUAAGUCUCUUCCAAGUCACCACGGUUAAAGAAAACCGAAGCCACAUGGAAAUGAAGCCCCGUAGGCUGUAUAACCUUCACUCAAUGAAAUCCAGCUAUUCCCUUACGACCAAACUCUAUCGACUAUACCCGGAAAUUCCGAGUCUUACACACCGGACCUGGCGAAAUGAAACUGAACCGGGUCUGGGUGAUAUUUUAUGCAAUUUUUAAACUUAUUUUUUUUUUUUGGGUACAUUCUUACAUGUCCCAUGUUAAAAAAAAAAUUAAAAAUAGAAUACUUAUUAGCGAUUGGUUGGAAGCGAAAUGUAAGCUACGUUGAACUUCAAAGUUCUAAACACAAUAAUGUGCUUUUUGCGAAUUUGUGGUCAAUAUUUAUCUUGGCAAGAUGCGUAACUUUUGUUGUGACCAUGCCACGUCCGGUUUACAUUUAAUAUUUCCGUUCACAUGGCAACAGUAAUCUUUCGUCCACCUUUAACCUUUGAAUGUUUUCGUGAGUGUGACGUAAUCAUUUUGUUCAGCUACAUCAGGGGUCCAUGGAAUUUUUGCUAAUCGCGACGCUUGCCGGUUUUUUACUUUUGUUUUGUUUAACCCACACACCCACAUGUCAAAUUCUCACUACUUCACUUCAGAAUAGUGAAUUCAUUUAAAAAAAAAAUAAAAUGGGUUGAGUUAAAAUAAAUAAGACAUGCAUGUACGUCACUUAGCACCAUCUGGUAAUCAUUUGUAAGAGCUUCUGCGCAAGGGUAAUUACUAAGGUGAGCUACUGAUUUAAACCUGAUCCACUAGAUGUGCGCCCUGUCAUAUUCGACUGAAAGUGAAAAAAAAAAAAAUAACAUUGCGUAACGCGGUACACAUGUGGGGAACAACUGGACUGUAACAAAGAGACAGCGGAGAAAACAAGUGGCAUUGAAACUUAGGCUGACUAUGACAUNGGGGGGGGGGGGGGGGGGGGGGGGAGGGGAUAGUAUUGUCCAAAGAGUACGCGAGGAGCUAGGAGAAACGGCGAGAUGAGAUUUUUUGGUGCCAGUAAUACGUGGAUGGCCUCUUACGUGAACUAUAAAUGUAGUUUUCACUUGCAGGCAUUGUGUGGAAAACAUGUAUCGUUUUUUAUUGACGAUUCCUGAAAUGUAAUACCUCAAUAUGUACACGAAACUUUUGGCUGGGUAAAGUCUUUAAAAAAAGAACAACAACGGUAGCAGAAACAUUGAGAGUAUUGUUAUUAUGGAGUGUAUGAAAACCUUAAAUCACAAUAAUUACACGAGAAUCGUGAGUCAGAUGAACAUUGCUAUGUUAUGUCAUGUUAGGGUCUAUCAAUAUUGAGUGAGAGUUAGUAAAUGUUUUUUUUUUUUUCCCCAUCGGCAGUUCGUUUUUAGCUGUUCGUUAGUUUACAUGGAGGAUUAGGAUUCGUUUCAAGUAUUUGUUUAAGGACAUAUUUUAAAUAGGCCAAUAUUUUAGCUGAGUAUGUUUGAUCGGACCCAGUCUACUAGCAGUUGCAGUGAAUUAUUGCAUUGACAAUUAAAGGAUUAUAUUUACCCGUAGAAUUUUUGUGUUGAAUCUCCUUAAUUCCAUCAAAGGUUUUAUUCUCUUUUAGAACAAUGGCAUCGUCCUAUCCUCACAGCCCUCACCAGAAAUAUUACGUCGACAUUACGCCAUCAUCACUUGGAGACGGCUGCCAACUUUCUAAAAGUAGUUUUUUUUAAAUAACAGCUUCAAGUUUUUGUUAAUUAUUUAAUACAAUUACAUGUUCAUAGUCUAUAUUAUUUUUAAAAAAUCUCUUAAACAUUCCCCCCCCCCCUAUAAAAGUGAGUGAAAACGGCAUUGUAUUUGGGUUGCUCUCCACAGAAAGACUUGCAGAUAUGGUUCAUUUUUGCUUUUUGAAGAGUUCUCUUUGAUACGUUUUCACUUGUUUAAACUAGCAUCAUUUUAUAAAAAAAAAAAAGAUACAAUCUACUUGUAUUUAGAAACGGAUACCUUAUUUAAUUCUCAGAGAAGACAUUUUAAAAUAAUGCUUAAAUCACCUUUGAAUUAAAUGUGUUUUAUGUAAGCUUUAUUUCCUUUAUGUGUGUUUGAUUAUCGAUUUAAAUAUACAUAUUUCAGAAACAAUGAAAGCGCUGAGCACCUUACUUCUAGUAGGCCGGUCGGGCAAUGGGAAAAGCUCUGUUAGAAACUCCAUCCUUGGAGAACCAGAUUUGAAACAGACCGGAACGAAAGACAAAACAACCUUGUCAAAAUUUGACAAUUCAUUGAUUUCAUUUAAUGAAAUCGGCUCCAAUGAUGAGUUCGUUGUUGUGGACUGCUCGGGUGUUGGCGACACAGGAUCAGAUAUUGCUGAUAACUUGGAGGCUGUCGUUGGAAAACCAGAUUUCAAAAAGACCGGGACGAAAGAGAAAACAGCGUUGUCAAAUGAAAUCGGCUCCAAUGGUGAGUUCAUAGUUGUUGACUGCUCGGGUGUUGGAGACACAGGAUCAGAUAUGGCAGGUACCUUGGAAGCUGUGAUACGCACCGCUGAAAAUGGAGUGCAACAGAUUCCGGGAUGUGUAGAUGAAAAUGACACUUUUGAUAUGUGUAAGGAACUGAAAAACUCGGCUGAAGAUAUAGAAAUGUUGCCAAGCGAUAAAAGCAAAGGCUUCGAUGUCCUGAUAUUCGUCAUGAAAUAUGGCGUCCGGUUUACCAAACAAGAGAAAGACGCCGUCCAAAUGGUCAAGUCUAUCUUUGGAGAAAAUGUGUUCAGAGAUUGGGGGAUUUUAGUUUUCUCUUACGGUGACAACUUUUAUCUGGAUACGAAAGAUGAUGAAAUAACGUUCGAAGAUUGGUGCAAAGCACAAAGAGGUGAUAUCAAAUUACUCUUUGAAGAGGUUCAGUACAGAUGUGUAAUAUUCAAUAAUAAAUCUGGUAAAGAUGACAAACAACUUAAUAAACUGAAAUAUAAUAUCCAGCAAGUCACGACAAAAGGAUGCACAUACACUUUGAAGGACUUUGACGAUGCGGAGAUGGAACGUGAUAAACUAAAGUUGAAAUACAAAUACGAAAAAUUGCAGAGAAAAGUGGAAAAUCUGUUAACAAAUGCCAUUCAAUCGGUGGAGCAGUCACCACCUGAACGUGACCGAUUUCAACAGGUACUGGAUGAACUGCUGCAACUUGUCCAAGAAAUUCCCGAGAAGGAACAACUUACUGAUGAAUUUAAACACCUUUCGCAACACGUCAAAGUGCAGAUGGCUUUGCUGCAGACCACGCUAGCAAAUGCGGAAGAAAGCAUGAUAGGAGAAUAUCUUUGGAAAACCUGGCAAAUAAUUUCAAAUUAUUUUUGGGUGAUAAUAGAUAAGAUAGUUUCAUUAUUACCAUGAAUUUGAAUGUAUAAUUUAAAAAUAAAUCGCAACAAUCACCUGGAUUAUUCAAACCCAUUUGGUCAUUCAGUCAGCGGCAAACCUAAGAAAUGGAAAAAAAAGGGUGGGGG